This is a messenger RNA of Prorocentrum cordatum, 882 nucleotides long. The record is from the annotation of a GenBank genome assembly. NCBI's taxonomy places the organism in Eukaryota, Dinophyceae, Prorocentrales, Prorocentraceae.
CACGGGCACUCCACCCGGUGCCUGCGGCGCGGUGGCGGACGGCGUGGCCACGCACUUGUACGACUGCUUCUACGGCAGGACUCGAGACCAACGACACGACCAAGGGCGUCAUGGGCUGGGGGAAGCAGGGCGGCGAGCUCACGCCCCAGGCCGUGGCCGGGACGCCCCGCUGCCCGCCGAGGCACCGCCACGACGGCUGCUUCGAGUCGGCCUACCAGAUACACCGAGUCUCAUCGGCACCUCGAACAAGAAUGCCGACAGGCUCGCCGUCACCCUGGCCAGCGUCCUGGCCGGGCUGCCGCCGCUGUCCGUCCACCUGAAGAUCGACGCGGAGGGCGGCGAGUGGGCCCAGCUGGAGGCGCUCCUCCAGAGCCCGGAGGACCUCGGCCGCAUCCGAACGCUGGACAUGGAGAUUCACUUCUACAUGGACGAGUGGUCUGCCGCCGCCCAGUGCCAGCACGCCGAGGAGCUGAGUAGGAAGGUCGGCGUCGUCGAGGAGCUGGCGCGCGUCUUCGCGGUCGCGGGCACCACGCUGCAGGCCACGCUCGAGAAGCAGGCGAGGGCCGCGGCCGACCCGGCCGGGCCUCGCCGAGGGAGCGAGCUGGACCCCUCUGCCGGCUUCCCCCCCAAGUGCGUGAUCUCGUCGACUGGCUGGAACCUGAACAUUCGGCAUGUACUGCCUGAGCUUUGUCAACCGCCGGCUCCUCCCCGCGUAGGCCCCCUCCCAGCGGAGGCCGGCGUCGCAGGCAUGGAGGCCUCCGGGCAGCGGGCCCGCGCGGCGGCCCGCCGAGGCCCCCUCCGCGAGGCCCUCGCCUGGCCCCCCCCGCGCGGCCCGCCGGGGCACCCCUGGACCGCUGUCGGUUUCUGGCGGCAGGUCGGAGG